CCCCGCUGCACAAAGACCAGUGUGCAGUUGCAGUCUCCUCCACGCUGUGAGUGCGCAGCGCUUGCACAGAUCGCUCCACUUUGGAACUUAAGCCCCCACAUUGCAUGCCCCAGCAUACUCUUACUGCUGUUUUCCUGGCCGUGGACGACCCUCCGUGUUUCGCUGUGGCUGUUUUCCAGCACAUAUUCCGACCCCGAAAAUCGUCGGGACCUGAGACUAGAGAGAAGCUGCGGGAGUGGUCUGGAAACUUUUGCCAUCAUGAGCUCGCAGACGGUCAACCUUGAUACCUACAACCUAUCGCUGCUGACGGCUAAAGAGGACAUCCUCAACCCCCGUUCCUCCACCAACUGGGCAAUAUUCGCAUAUGAUGGAUUCAGCAACAAGCUUAAACUGGCUGACUCUGGAGCGGGUGGUGUGGCAGAGCUGGCAGCGAAGUUUCACAUCUCCAAGCCUCAAUAUGGACUGUGCAAAGUGGGAAUUGGGGAGACAGGAGGCCCCCGGAUUGCUAUGAUCAGCUGGGUCGGCCAAAAUGUAGAGGACUUCCGAAGGACAGAAUGUGCCAGCCACAUUCCAGCCAUCAAAAACUUCUUCAAGGAAGCACACGUGUUCAUUAGUGCAGAGAAAGUGGAGGAUGUGACAGAGGAGAAGAUAAAAGCAGAACUCAGCAAGGCCCAGGCCCAAGCUCCUGCACAGUGGGUGAGAAGGAGCUCCAGGUCUGCGGACAAGGAGGAAUUAGUGGGUACAAACUACAGAAAAACGAAUGCUGCAAUGGAGAUGAGACGAAUAAACAGAGACUCCUUCUGGGCACGUGCAGAGCGUGAAGAGGAAGAGAGGAAAGAUGAGGAGAAGAGGCGAGCAGCAGAGGAGAGACGCCGGCUUGAGAGAGAAAGAGUUUUAAAGGAGCGGAAGGAUGCAGAAGAGAGAGACAGAAAGAUGAAUGAGAAGCUGCAGAUGAUUGAGGAGCAGAGAAGGAAACAGGCAGAGCAAGAGGAAGAGCUGCGUAGACAGGAAAAAUUAAAAUGGGAGCAGCAACAGAGGGAGCAUAUGGAAGAUAUGAGAGCUCGUCUUAGAAGGAGUGAGUCAAUAGAGAAAGCUGCAGAGGCAGCAGCGUUAGUGUCCCAGCGCUCCAUGAACCCUCGGGAGUUCUUCAGGCAGCUGUCAUCAUCAUCACAAAGUCCCACCAGCCCUGCAUCCUCCCGCACUGGCAAACCAUUCAGAAGAUACCAGCGCAGCCUGACAGACACAGCUUUUAUCUUCUCUAAACCAGAAGGGAGCACGUCAUCCUCCCCUUAUAGUUCACCCUUGGUCUCCCCCUUCUCCCGCGGUCCUACCUCCCCCGUCUACCGUACCAUGUCUCCCCCCAGCCCCCAUUCCCGCCCUGUCACCUCUCCACAAAGGCCCAGAGCCCCCAUGUCACCGCCCACAUCACCUCUUCGCCCUGCCCCUCCAAUCUCAGCCCUGCCCAGCGUCCCACAUACUAACAACCAAGUUCAGCCUAUUGUUGAGCCAAAACCCCCUUCACCCACAGAACCCUCUGCACCUCCAGCCUCCCCUACUCUCUUGGCUUCCUUGUCCCCCAGUUUAGUGAAAAACAACCCUUCUCAGUCACAUCCCGGAGCCCUGCCUACCUCGCCCCCAAACACCCCGAUCGAGCCAGAGCGCUCAACUUUCUGCUUCGAGUCUGGUGAAGCUCCACAGGCUCCAACAGCUCCUCUUUCAGAGAGACCACAGCUAAACACAGACCUCAACACAGCCACUCAUGUGCACACUGAGCUGGUCUCAGACACUGGCUACAAAGUGCAGGCUGUACUGGUGGAGGAGGACGAGGAAGAGGAUGUGGAGGAGCAUGAGGAAGAUAAGGCUGAAACACAACCGCAGCCCUGUGCUGUUACCACAGAACCAGUCCAGACUGAGGCAGUGGAGCAGGAGGAAAAGGAGGAUGAAAUGAAGGAGGAGAAGGAAGUGGACAAGGAGCAAGAGGAGGAGGUAUUAAAUCAGGAAGCUGAGCCUGCAUCCAUGUUGGAGCCAGUUGAGGUGGUGCUGGAGGAAGAGGAGGUGAAGGUGGAUCAAGAAAAGAUUGACCAAUCAGAAGACAGUCAGGACCUCCCUAAGCCUGCUGAGCUUCCAAAGAAAGAGGAAGAGUCAGCACUCACUGAUGCCGAACCACUUUGUCAAGUAAUCAAACACGAGACUGUCGUCUUGACAACCAAUGGGAUUACCAACGGAGAGGACACACAGGAGCAGAAUGGCAUCGAGCGAUCUUUGAGUCCAUCUGAUACAGAACUCAGCUCGCUGAAGCUGGCAGUGAACUAUGAUCUAAAUGGCCAAGCACAGGAGGAUCAUGUCAUUGAGGAUAAGGAACAGGAGAUCUCAGAAAAUGGACAAGAGGUUUUAGCCGAGCAGCUAAUGUGUGUCCGAGCUCUUUAUGACUACCAAGCAGAGGACGAAUCUGAGAUCUCCUUUGAACCUGGUGACAUCAUCAAGGACGUGGAAACGGUGGACAAAGCCUGGUGGAGGGGAUGGAGCAAAGAUGGCCGUCAAGGCUUGUUCCCCGCCAAUUAUGUGGAGACCAUAUAGAGAGGCAGAGACACACACACACUCACACUCACAAACACAUACAC
Plectropomus leopardus (leopard coralgrouper) is the source of this 2621-nucleotide messenger RNA. RefSeq lists its product as uncharacterized. Gene Ontology annotation, molecular function: actin filament binding. Gene Ontology annotation, cellular component: cortical actin cytoskeleton; actin filament; lamellipodium. Gene Ontology annotation, biological process: positive regulation of dendritic spine morphogenesis; regulation of actin filament polymerization; postsynaptic actin cytoskeleton organization. The record is from RefSeq and is a predicted model, not a curated record. NCBI's taxonomy places the organism in Eukaryota, Metazoa, Chordata, Actinopteri, Perciformes, Serranidae.